UAAAAUUUUAAAUUGCACACGCUUCAACGUCACAAUUCACAUCAUAGCAUGGAAAUCGGAAUUGUCCAAUAUUUUUCAUUAUGCUAAGUAUUAUAUAGGAUUCAAACAAAUAAAAAUGACCGAAGACCAAGAUGCGAAGGAUUCCCAUUCGGAUUCAGGCAGUAAAACUUUUGUCAGUAAGAAUAAAGACAAAAAAGCAAAACCACAGCGACCCCUCACUAAAAUUAUAUUACGGCGAUUGCCUGCAACUAUGACGGAAGAGGCAUUUCUUGAGCAGGUGUCUCCGAUACCUGAACACGACUAUUUCUAUUUUGCAAAGCCAGACACGUCUCUUGGUAACAAUAUUUACUCGAGGGCUUACAUUAACUUUGUAAAUGUUGAUGAUAUUUAUCUCUUUAGGGAUAAAUUUGAUGGUUAUAUUUUUUUGGAUGAAAAGGGUGUGGAGUAUGUUGGUAUUGUGGAAUAUGCACCAUUUCAAAGAAUUCCUAAGAAAAAGAAAAAAAAGGAUCCAAAAUGUGGAACACUUGAAAGUGAUCCAAUAUAUCAGGAAUUUUUAGAAUAUCUGAGUAAAGACCAAGAAGCUGACACCCAACCAAAACUGGAAUAUUCAUAUCCUGUAAAUGAUGGCAAUGAUAAGAAAGUUCAAACAACACCACUGCUUGAAUACUUAGCUGCUCGAAAACAAGACAAAAGGGGUAGAGAUGAAAGACGCAGGCGUGAAAAUGACAAACGUAAAAUGAGAAUUGAAAGGAAGUCUAAAGAUUCUUCAAUCAGAGAAGAAGAUAUUAUUAUAGAAAAUGAUGUUAAGAAUAUCAUCAAGCCAAGAGAAUGGGAUAAAGAUAGAUCAAAUGAUGUGAAAGAUGAUAGUGACAUUUAUGACUCACACACAUAUAAAGAUCGCAAAAUUGCGUUUGGCAGUGAUAAGAGGAAGAAAUUUGAAGAUAAGAAAGGAAACUAUAAAGGUGAAGAAGAUCUAGAUGAGUUUGAUAUAAAAAAAGACAAGGGUGAAAAAAUUGAUUCCCCUCGAGAACAAAAAAGUAAAAAGUACAGUGAUUCAAGGAAGGAAAGAUUCAAAAUCACUGAUGCUAAAUCAGAGAAACAUUCAGCUAUAAAUAAAAUGAUAUCUGAGAAGCCCAAGAACUUGAAUCAUGAUGAUAUAAAACCAUUUACACAGUUGCCUCAUGUUAAAACAGAAGAUUUGAGUAAACUCUUGGAAAGCAAAACAAAAGGUGAAGAUUCAAAAUUAUCAAAAACUGAAAAGAUAAAUAAGAAUAUUACUAAUACAAAUGAUAUAAGAAUGAGAAGAAAUAGCUUGGAUCCAGGAGAUUUGAGUAAAGAAGGCAGUUUAGAAAGGCAGAAAUCUUUAGAUGACAGGAGUAGGUCUAUAGAUAGAGAAGGUUCUGAGGAAAAAGAAAAGGGUGAAAGUAUUGAUUGCCGGACUGAGAGAAGAAUCAGAAAUAAGGAUCGCCCUAGCCUCGUUAUUUACCAACCGGGCAUGGGGAAGUUCAGUAAACAACGUUUGGCAAAAGAUAAAGACCCUCCCACUUCAAAGACGGUUAACGAAAGCGAAAAAAAGGAUACUUGAGACAUUUGUCGUGACUUCCUUAUCUUGGACAACAAUCAACGGAAUUAUCCUGAUGAUGGCAUUCAGUAAGUUUCCAUGAGACGACGGUGACUUUUAGAACUCGCCAACUGAGGGUACAAUGUGCAAAGUUUUUAUUUAUUUACAGUUUUUACGCAAUAUGAAUGCCUUGGAAAUUUCAUGUUCAUAACAAAGCAAUGUUACAUUUGAUGCUCCAUAAAUACUUGCGAUUUUUAGUUUGACAUGUUUUAUUUCAUUUCAAUAUAAUUGUUUUAGUACAA
Pieris rapae (cabbage white) is the source of this 1863-nucleotide messenger RNA. RefSeq names its product regulator of nonsense transcripts 3B (gene Upf3). The record is from RefSeq and is a predicted model, not a curated record. Gene Ontology annotation, biological process: positive regulation of translation; nuclear-transcribed mRNA catabolic process, nonsense-mediated decay. Gene Ontology annotation, molecular function: mRNA binding. Gene Ontology annotation, cellular component: nucleolus; cytoplasm. Bases 116 to 1585 code for a protein of 489 amino acids. The transcript is spliced from 6 exons. Lineage: Eukaryota; Metazoa; Arthropoda; Insecta; Lepidoptera; Pieridae.